UCAGGUCUGAUCCGGUUUUCCGGCGAGGAACUUCUCAUCACUCCGCUACCGCAGCAUUUGGCUUUACAACACAACUACAGUGCCCCCUCUGGACAUCACCCACAUGUCAUCUACAAGCGAUCAGCUGAGCGCAGAGUGCCCGCUGAUAAGACUGACUGGUCCAGCAGCGUUAAAUCAAACAACCCCUACGAGAGCCACCACCGUCAUCACCACCACCUCCGCCAUCACCAUGAGUACCAGCCCGGAAAGCUCCAGAGACAACACUUCUGCGGACGCCGCAAGCAAUAUACUCCCAAGCCUCCUACAGAGGAUCAUUUUGUCAUGCCUGAUGAGUUCGAGCAGCAAAGCCGGGUGAAGCGCUCAGAGAUUACAUCAAGCAAAGAGGGUGGCCUGAAUGUGGAAACUCUGGUGGUGGCAGACAGGAAGAUGCUGGAGAAACAUGGCAGAGACAACGUCACUACCUAUGUCCUUACUGUCAUGAACAUGGUCUCCAGUCUAUUCAAAGAUGGAACUAUUGGAAAUGAUAUCAACAUUGUUGUGGUCAGCCUCCUUCUACUUGAGAAAGAUCCG
Messenger RNA from Sinocyclocheilus grahami, 570 nucleotides. RefSeq names its product A disintegrin and metalloproteinase with thrombospondin motifs 18-like. The annotation marks the transcript as partial. Gene Ontology annotation, molecular function: metallopeptidase activity. NCBI's taxonomy places the organism in Eukaryota, Metazoa, Chordata, Actinopteri, Cypriniformes, Cyprinidae. The record is from RefSeq and is a predicted model, not a curated record. The transcript has 3 exons.